This is a messenger RNA of Crotalus tigris (Tiger rattlesnake), 2603 nucleotides long. It is a transcript of the gene STX4, whose product is annotated as syntaxin 4. Gene Ontology annotation, molecular function: SNARE binding; SNAP receptor activity. Gene Ontology annotation, cellular component: SNARE complex; plasma membrane; endomembrane system. The transcript has 11 exons. Lineage: Eukaryota; Metazoa; Chordata; Lepidosauria; Squamata; Viperidae. The coding region runs from base 376 to 1275 and encodes 299 amino acids. The record is from RefSeq and is a predicted model, not a curated record. Gene Ontology annotation, biological process: vesicle fusion; exocytosis; intracellular protein transport.
GAGAAAGGAUGGCGGUCUCUUAAGCUUGCCAUUCUCACAUAGUUCUACAUUCAUUAUGGGGUUUGAUAUAUUUCCGGUUUGAUUGUUUCGGUUUCUCUAUUGGCUGGGGGGGGGGGCGAAGGAAGACUGAAAACCGGACCCUCGGAAGGUGGAAGUACGUGCGCAUGCGCAGACCGGGACGGUGUGUUACUUAGUCAUUGUCCGACCGAGGGGGAUUCCUGCCCUCAAGAGCCAUCGAGCUGCCAGGAAGGAGGAGUCGGCUAAGAGUCUGCGAGCGUUUCGUGCGCCUGCGCCUUGGGUCCCCUCCGUUCUCUUUUCCCCGCCCUUUCGCCAGUUCAAUCUCCGAGGUGUGAAAAAAAAAAUAGAAACAAAGCUAUGAGAGACCGAACGCAGGAGCUGAGAGAGAAAGAUGAUGAAUCCGACAAUGAAGAUGUUGAACGUGUGGCUCUUGUCAUACAGCGUGGAUCAGCAAAACACAACUCCCCUGAUCCUACUGAUGAAUUUUUCCAAAUGACACGUGGCAUCCGUGAAGCCUUGAAGAAACUGGAAAGCAAAGUGAAGGACCUAGAGAAAAACCAGACUACAAUCAUGGCUUCACCCAUCCCCGAUGACAACAUGAAGCAAGGCCUACAAAAGCUGCGCGAAGAGAUUGAGCAGUUGGCGAAAGACACCAGAGUCCGUCUGAAGAAAAUUGAGCCUACGAAGGAGGAACAAGAUGAGAACAGAAAUUCAUUCAACAACCGAAUGAAGAGAAAUCAGCAUGGGAUCCUUUCCCAACAAUUCUUGGAUCUCAUCAAUAAAUGCAACACCAUACAGUCUGACUACCGAGACCGAAAUCUGGAGCGCAUCAAACGGCAUCUACAGAUUACUGGUAGCACGGUGGUAUCUGAUGAACAGCUGGAUCAGAUGCUGGAGAGCGGUCAGACAGAAGUAUUUAUUUCAAAUCUCAUGAAGGACACCCAAGUGACAAAGCAGGCUCUGAACGAGAUCGAAACCAGACACAGUGAAAUUCUGAAAUUGGAGCGCAGUAUCCAGGAGCUGCAUGACCUGUUUAUGUUCCUGGCUACAGAAGUGGAGCUGCAAGGAGAAACGAUUGACAGGAUAGAGAAGAACAUUCUAGACUCCGGGGACUACGUCAAGAAAGGGCAGCAGCACCUUCACACAGCUCAGGAGAAUCAGAAGAAAGCACUCAAGAAGAAGUUCAUGAUUGGCAUCUGCUUGACCAUCACAGCACUCAUCAUUAUUAUCAUCAUCAUCCUGGCCGUUACACUUUAGAAGGACUCCCCACUGGUGUCUUCCUUCAUGCUGCAUGAUCAAAGCCUGGCGGAUUUCUGCUGAGCCUCAUCUCUAUCCUGGAAUUGUUCCCCCAUCACUGGGGAGGCCUUUGCACUACAGAUGACCGGUAGGGCCCCUCCAGUCUUGAAAGCACAUGCUGCCUACGCCUAGAAACCUCCCUUACGUUCAAAACCACGUCCAGGUGCCUAUAACAGUCAUAACGGUCUCUGCUCCUUUGGUUUUGACCUUUCUGGUUUAUUUUUGAAAGGUUUUCCUCAAUGUAUAUUGUAGUCUUGACUCAUCCUUGUGGAAACUGUAAUCAGUCGCUUCCGUGAAAGUAUCCUCAAAGAAAGAAUCCUUUUUUUGUUGUUGUUGUUUAUUCUUGUAAAGACGCAACAAAGCAACUCCACAAGCAAGCCUAGUUUUCCUUUUACUGAUCAUGGCACUUCCCCCCCACCCCCAGUUCUCUCCCAGGGCCGGCUUCAGCACCUUCCUCAACCUGUCACAGUUCAUGCCGUGUCACUUUUAAAAAAAUGGCUCCUCCCCACACAAAACUUUCUAUGUUCACCAGAGAGCAAAGGAAGAUAAAAGAUUAUUCUGCAGAGGUUGGAGCAGAUCCUUGAUCCUUCCCACCCUAUGCUCAGCCAUGCGGGGUGGAAAAUCUACUCUUCAUCCUGAGCUGGUUUGUUGGAUUUUUCUCCUUGUCUUAGAGAACACAACCUAUUUUGAUAAGAGUAUGGCAGACGAACGCAUCCUGGUUCAUUCUUGGCUGAAAUAUUCGGGUUGCCAAGCUAUUUUCCAAUUAUCUUUAGAGUUUUUGCUGUGUCUUUUCUCCACCUACGUGCCUUGGGAAAUCGUGUGCGUGCAACUGUUGGUCGUGACCACAAAUUACUUCAUUCUCCUUCUUGGAUCUUUUAGUCCUGAUAAAUAACCCAGUGCCAACUUUUAAAAGGAUUGAGAGUGAACUCUACAAACUUUGGCCCUUAUGGGGCUUGCAGAGAUCUGGAAUCCAGAUGGCCUAAAUAUCAUGUUCAGAGGUCUCUCGAACAUUCUAGCAAGGAGUAACGGUCAAGUCACCUGUUGUCUUUCCCCACACAAGUCUAGCUAAAUUAUGUUGGGAAAUCAUGAUACAAGUGGAAAUUAGUAUCUCCUGGUCCUGUCUCUAAAAAUCUAGUACUUUUGUAUUUUGGAAAAAAAUAUAUAUAUCAGAGAAUUAAGCUUCCCCCCCCCCCAAUUCCCUUGAAGUCUCAAUGUAUUCGAAAGUAGACUGACACAGAUUAUUUUGUAAUAUAAAAAUAAAAGCACUUUUAAAAACAGUUACAAAGUAG